Gongylonema pulchrum is the source of this 249-nucleotide messenger RNA. NCBI's taxonomy places the organism in Eukaryota, Metazoa, Nematoda, Chromadorea, Rhabditida, Gongylonematidae. The record is from the annotation of a GenBank genome assembly.
UUGGCAGAUCUUUAUUAUGGUGUUGCUUACAGACUUACACGGCGUGCUUGCCCAGAGGAUAAUGUAGAAAUUGGAUUCAUAUUACCAUCUGGUGAAAGAUUAAACGAAGAGGAGGAUGAAUUGUUGCCAGUGAAAACAUUUUCUGAAACCGAAAAAGACUCCAAGCUGGAUGAAGAGUUGCAAUCAAAUAAGGCAGUUGAGAAGAAGCCAAGCAUUGAAUAUUAUUGUGAUUUUUGCCAAAAAACUCUU